Messenger RNA from Olea europaea var. sylvestris, 1358 nucleotides. RefSeq names its product ASC1-like protein. The record is from RefSeq and is a predicted model, not a curated record. Gene Ontology annotation, molecular function: sphingosine N-acyltransferase activity. Gene Ontology annotation, biological process: ceramide biosynthetic process. Gene Ontology annotation, cellular component: membrane; endoplasmic reticulum. Bases 123 to 1049 code for a protein of 308 amino acids. The transcript has 7 exons. NCBI's taxonomy places the organism in Eukaryota, Viridiplantae, Streptophyta, Magnoliopsida, Lamiales, Oleaceae.
UUUCCGUAAAUCUCAAGGAGUUGAAAACGAACAAUCUCUCACUCAUGGUCUGCCCCGAUCACACACCUUUACAUGUAGACCAUAAAUAAUUGUACAGAUAGAUAUUUCAUUUAGUUUGUGAGAUGGGGUUUCAAGAAUUCGUGAAUUCCAUUGACUGGGAACAUGAAUCCUACACAGAAUAUAAAGAUUUCAUAGUGCUUCCAAUUUUCGCAAUCUUUUUUCCUACAGUUCGGUUUUUCCUUGACAGAUUUGUAUUUGAGAAAUUGGGCAGACGAAUAAUAUUUGGAAAAGGGAUGCAAGUGGUGGAAAAUGAGACAGCCGAACGAAGAAAGAAGAUACGAAAAUUUAAGGAGUCAGCAUGGAAAUGUGUUUACUUUCUUUCAGCUGAGAUCUUGGCACUUCUUGUAACAUAUAAUGAACCUUGGUUCAGAAACACCAAAUACUUUUGGGUAGGGCCAGGAAAUCAGGUCUGGCCUGACCAGAAAUAUAAGUUGAAGCUGAAAGGUCUGUAUAUGUAUGAUGGUGGAUUCUACACGUACUCCAUAUUUGCUCUGAUAUUUUGGGAAACCAGGCGCUCUGAUUUUUGGGCUUCUAUGGGUCAUCAUGUUGCAACUUUCAUCCUAAUCGUGCUUUCUUAUAAAUUCAGGUUUGCCCGUGUUGGUUCAGUUGUUUUAGCUCUUCAUGAUGCUAGUGAUGUAUUUCUGGAAGUAGGAAAGAUGUCCAAAUACGGCGGCACAGAAACAUUGGCUAGCUUUUCGUUUGUUCUAUUUGUCUUGUCCUGGGUUCUACUACGUCUCAUUUACUAUCCAUUCUGGGUCCUUUGGAGCACAAGCUAUGAAGUUAUCCAGACCUUGGAUAAGGAGAAACACAGAGUGGAUGGACCAAUCUACUAUUACAUCUUCAAUUUUUUCCUUUUCUUCUUGCUCGUUCUCAACAUCUACUGGUGGGUGCUGAUGUAUCGGAUGCUUGUCAAUCAAAUCCAUGCUAGAGGCCACGUCAGUGAAGAUGUUCGAUCCGAUUCUGAGGAUGAAGAUCAGCAUGAAGAUUGAUCAUAAAAGCAGAUUUUCGUCAUUGUUUCAUUCACUUGAUGAUAAAUGAACUACAUGACCCAAUAUUCAAGUGAUAUUUUUAUGACAAAAAUUUUCUUUCGAUUCAACAGAACUGUGUAAAACAGGAUUUGCUUUGACCUGACCAGUCGAAAAGGUCAGAAGUCGAGAGAGAAGGUUGAUUUUUCAUUACGAAUGUUUAUGCAAUUUAUCAAUCUCAGAGCCUCGUAAUGUUUUAUUUACUACUGCUAUUUUCCUUAAGGAAGAUUUAUUUUUGAUGGUUUCUGGUAUUUAUAAAAAGAUUUCUUGGAA